AUGUGGUCUUUUUCGUUGUAAUUUCUUGACUACAUCCGAGUGUUGUCUGAUCCUGAUUCUGUCCAUCAUAAUAACGAAACCUGCUGAAAGUAUCCUGAAAAAUGAUCUAUGGAGGUGUUAAGCACAUAAUUUUUAGAAUACUCUAACUACCUUUGAGUAAAUUCCAAAGCCUUUAUUUUAUACAAUUGCCCAAAAAACACAUUAUUUUGUUAUUUCCACUAAUUUAAUUACCGAUAUCUUGAUAGUGAAGAAAGCUAAACUGGACCGAAUGUGGAUUUAACUUUAUUGAUUCCUUUUUUUUCUAUGCCUACUGUUUGAAUGUCAUUUUGCAGUUUAGCUGAAGGAUUAAUUUAUGGUAAUGUACAAAGAGUCAGAUUUGGGCAGUGAAUUUUUUUUUGGCGUGCAUGUUUGAAGGGGGGAUGCUGAUAACAUAGGUAUAGUGGUUCCAUUUCCGUUUUACCCUGCUUACCAUUGAUAGUGUUUCAUGCUGAUAACAAUGAUUCGUGAAGUGACAGUCUUCGAAAUCCUUGAAAUAUUUUCCUUGAAUGGGCCACUUUUGUUGAAAAUGACAGCAGAAUAUGGAAAGCGUUAGAGACCUUACUCGUUAUCAUGAUUCACAAUUCUUCCGAGUUCAAAUUGAGGGAAAUUCAAGACCAUUGA
Spirodela intermedia is the source of this 660-nucleotide messenger RNA. Lineage: Eukaryota; Viridiplantae; Streptophyta; Magnoliopsida; Alismatales; Araceae. The record is from the annotation of a GenBank genome assembly.